GAUUCUUAGAAGGUUUUCAGCCUCACUGUUAUGUUAGAACUUUCACUCAAUCCUAACCCAAGAAGUUUUAGUUUUGUGUGAUAUGUGGGGGCUAAUAAAUAUUAUAACUUGAAGCAAUUCAAUAUUGUGUUUGUAUUUAUGUUCUUUGCUGCUAAGCCGCCUGCUGUUUUUAUGAUUGGAAACAAGUUCAAUGGUGGCGUUGUGAUGAAUGAUCUUUAUGAUCCUAUGAUCAUGUCAUUUGGUCUAAUUAGGUUAUUAAGGUGACUGGUAUGUUUUGCAUGUUACUCUUUUAACCCUAACCCUAACUUUAACGUGCAUUGGUUUUUCAUGACAUAUCCUAGAUUGAUUUGCCAAUCAUUCCUUCAAAGUUAGUAAAAUCUAGCAAGAUAUGAGUAGAUCUAUAAUGGUACGAGAUUGUACUUUUGCCAAACGGUGGAAAAAUUAAGUUAAUACUCAAGGGCGGUUUGAAAUUCCCCUUGAGCCUACAGUUCCAUUUAGUGAAUCAGCUCAUCUUGAAUAUAGGUAGUAUAUACAGGUACUUCCCAAGGCUGCCAUGGAUAUGCUUCUUAAGCAACUGAAUGUUGAACAACUUUUUGAUGCAGAGAGUGAUAUGGAGGAGAGGGGAAUGGAGAGUGGAGCAAACAUGAUGUCUUCUUGCUCAAGGCCAUUGCUGGACAGAAGGCUGAAGCCACAGGCAGAACAGGAUCUAAAAUGCCCUCGCUGUGACUCAACCAACACCAAGUUCUGCUACUACAACAACUAUAGCUUGACUCAGCCACGCCAUUUCUGCAAGACCUGCAGGCGCUACUGGACUAAAGGAGGCACUCUUAGGAGUGUUCCAGUGGGUGGAGGUUGCAGAAAGAACAGCAAGCGCAGUAACAGUGGGAGCAAUAACAAUAGCAAUAACAAUUCCAAGAGAAGUGGGGACCAACCCUGUUCAACCUCAACUGAUGGCACUGGAACUGCAACUGAUCUGUCUCCAUCCAUUGGAGGAGCAUCUUCCAAUAAUUAUGGAUAUUACAAUGAAGCAGAAGAGCUUGGCAUGAAUAAUUAUGGCAACUCUGCAUAUGUAGCUGACAUGGGUCAGUCCUCUCACAGCAAUCUAAUGGGUUUUCAGACCUGCCUUCCAACGAAUUUAACUAAUCUGCAGUCUCUGCAAUACAGCAGCAGCAGCUUCCUAGGAGAUGGUUUCAGCAGGCCACCUGCAAACAGAUUGGGUGCCAUGAAUGUGGGAGAUCUCACCUCAAUUAUUGAUACAAAACAUAUGACAGCCACAUCUUUCGAUGGAGAUGCUUGCAAUCCAUACAUGAAUCAUCAUAAUUUAUCUGUUGAUCACACAGGUGGGCAGUCCCACUCACGCCUUCUGUUGCAGCAGCAUCAGCAUCAGCAGCAGAAGAGCAUUUAUGAAGAACCACCACAAGCAUUAUAUGAAGCAGGCUAUUUGUGGCCUGAUCUGUCUGCAUAUGGCCUCCCCAAUGUCAACAAUUCAAUGUAAGACACUUUUGAUUAUACCCAUACGGUUUGAAACAUUACAAUCUGCAGAUGAAGGAUUCCACCAAUCUGAGAGUUGAAGAUCAUUUAAGUUUAUAUGGAGAGAAGAGCACUCUUGAGGCAGGUUAUGUUAUGUAAUCUUUGCCAUCUAGUUUGUACUUGACUUUGUUUCUUAUCUCCUCUCCUUAGACUAUCUGAUCUUGGCAUGUCAGGCUGGUGUUUUCAUAUAUAUUUAUACAUAUAUAAGAUAUAUAUGAAUACCUACCUCAACAAUGCAAUUGAAACUCAAAAUUCAAUUGCCAGUACAUGAAAUAGAAUAGCUGCAGGCAAACAGACAGGUUAGUUUGUUGAUCAUGCCAACUUUCCUUCAUCUUCAUUUUCAUGUUCAUGUAGUAUAAGAGUGACAUUAUCUAGGUUUUGCUAUCAACUCUCUUAAAGUCUCUAUCAUUCAUACUUCUUCCCAUGUACUUGGAUGUAAUAUCAAACUUCCACUUGUUUGCAAGAUUAAUAGUCUCAUACUUGAGUUUGUGUUUCUA
Messenger RNA from Cryptomeria japonica (Japanese cedar), 2027 nucleotides. Its product is annotated as dof zinc finger protein DOF5.1. The transcript has 2 exons. Lineage: Eukaryota; Viridiplantae; Streptophyta; Pinopsida; Cupressales; Cupressaceae. Gene Ontology annotation, biological process: regulation of DNA-templated transcription. Bases 554 to 1495 code for a protein of 313 amino acids. Gene Ontology annotation, molecular function: DNA binding; DNA-binding transcription factor activity. The record is from RefSeq and is a predicted model, not a curated record.